AUGGCUCUAGCCGCGCUCAAGAUCGGAGGCCACAGACGUUCCAAGUCAUCCAACCCCGUCACACCCGUAUCGACCAUCGAGAAUGGUCACAACUCUGGGGACUCGGUCCCCCCGUCUCCACGCAUCGUCGUGUCGUCGCAGCCCGCCUCGAUCCUGAAGGCAUCCACGCCCUCUGUGUCGUCCGGCUCAACAUCCACCUCGUUCAGCAAGAAGCGCUUGAGUUUAAGCGACAUCCGCAACCUCAGCAUCAACCGCACCGAGACAACCGAUAGCCGUUGGAGCGCCGAUGAGAACUCGAACUCUUCAAGCUCUAGCAACGACAUGUGCCCGUUACCAGAGAGCUCGAUGAAGUCGCCCUUCCCGUUCUUCAGCGUGUCCCUCUCCGGCACUUCCACACUCUCGUUCAUCGCCAUGCCUGUGGUGAUCCGACCGGCCGUGAUUGCCGCCGUACAGCGUGCUUGGAAGCACGGCAUCCGCACGAUGGAUAGCGUCGACUAUGCACCCGAGCUUAUGGAAUUCCACCGCAGCAAGGGAUGCGAAGGGGGAGUGUGGGAGAUUACCCUCAAGGGCGAUGCUUGGAACCCCUCCUCGGGGGACAAGGUGGCCUCGAAGCGCAUCAUUCUCUAUCUCCUCGUCGAACUUGCACGAAACGGAUACGAGCUCACGACGAGCUACCGCAUGAGUGCCAAGGAUUCCGGCAAGGACACACUCGUCUUCAGCACCUGCACGCCCGACCCCGACCCAGUCUUUUUCGCGGUCGCAUUCUACUCGUCUGACCGUAUCUGGAUUAUUGACGCCGAGGCCGACGUCGGCCAGGCACUAGAGGAGGGGAUCAAGGCGACGUGGGUCGAUGGCGUCAAGGCGGCACGUGUGCGCCAGCGCCACUGCCGCGAGAUCAAGCUUGCCGGCUCGCCAUGGGUCGCGCACAGCAAAAGCUCGCUCAUCAGUGCCCGUAUCAUACACUUGACCAUCCUCAAGUACAUCACGCACAAGAGCAUGGGGUACGAGCUUGCGGGUACCGUCAGCAUGUCUGAUCUCGAUUCGGGCGAGCUGCCUGUCAGCUUUUACCGCAAGACGGGCAAGGGCGAGUGGGGUACGCUGGACGCGCUCCCGUCGCCUGUGCCGGUCAGCGAGGCGGCGCGCCGGUCCAUGUCGGUUGGCGUUUAG
Cutaneotrichosporon cavernicola is the source of this 1167-nucleotide messenger RNA. RefSeq lists its product as uncharacterized. The coding region runs from base 1 to 1167 and encodes 388 amino acids. Lineage: Eukaryota; Fungi; Basidiomycota; Tremellomycetes; Trichosporonales; Trichosporonaceae. The record is from RefSeq and is a predicted model, not a curated record. The transcript has 4 exons.